AUGGAAGCUCUUGAUAAGCAUGAAAUUGGUACAUUUGAUUUAGUGGUGGUGAACUUGUAUCCCUUUUAUGACAAAGUUUCUUCUACUGGUGGAAUUGCAUUCGAGGAUGGAAUUGAGAACAUCGAUAUUGGAGGCCCUGCCAUGAUCAGAGCUGCUGCAAAGAAUCACAAGGAUGUCUUGGUUGUUGUUGACUCGGAAGACUAUCCCGCACUCCUAGAAUAUCUUAGAGGAAAGCAGGAUGAUCAGCUGUUUAGAAGGAAACUGGCCUGGAAGGCUUUUCAACAUGUUGCUUCUUAUGAUUCUGCAGUAUCAGAGUGGUUGUGGAAGCAGACUGUGGGAGACAAGUUUCCUCCCAGCCUGACAGUGCCUCUCUCACUCAAAAGUUCACUUCGCUAUGGAGAAAACCCUCAUCAAAAGGCUGCAUUUUAUGUUGACAACAGUCUCUCCGAAGUUAAUGCUGGUGGUAUUGCAACUGCCAUUCAACACCAUGGAAAGGAAAUGUCCUAUAAUAACUAUUUAGAUGCUGAUGCAGCUUGGAACUGCGUGUGUGAGUUUGAUAAGCCUACUUGUGUGAUUGUGAAGCAUACCAAUCCUUGUGGGGUAGCUUCACGAGAUGAUAUCAUUGAAGCAUAUAGGUUAGCUGUGAAAGCAGAUCCAGUGAGUGCAUUUGGUGGUAUUGUAGCCUUCAACAUAGAAGUUGAUGAGGCUCUUGCAAAGGAUAUCCGAGAAUUUAGAAGCCCAACAGAUGGUGAAACUAGGAUGUUUUAUGAGAUAGUGGUUGCCCCAAAGUAUACGAAAAAAGGGCUUGAGAUCCUUCGUGGGAAGUCCAAGACUUUAAGAAUCCUUGAGGCAAGCAAAAAUAGUAAAGGCAAGCUCUCACUUAGACAAGUCGGUGGGGGCUGGUUAGCUCAGGAUGCUGAUGAUUUGAUCCCACAAGAUAUCCAAUUUAAUGUUGUUUCUGAGAGAACUCCACAAGACAAUGAGCUUCGUGAUGCAGAGUUUGCUUGGCUGUGUGUAAAACAUGUCAAGAGCAACGCCAUUGUUGUUGUGAAGAACAAUUGUAUGUUAGGUAUGGGAAGUGGGCAGCCGAACCGUCUGGAGAGUUUGAGGAUAGCUUUAAGGAAAGCAGGAGACGAAGUUAAAGGGGCUGCUUUGGCUAGCGAUGCCUUCUUUCCAUUUGCCUGGAAAGAUGCUGUUGAAGAAGCUUGUGAAAGUGGUGUAAGUGCUAUUGCCGAACCUGGUGGGAGCAUCAGAGAUGCGGAUGCGAUAGACUGUUGUAACAAAUAUGGGGUCUCUCUUCUUUUUACCAAUGUGAGGCACUUUAGGCAUUAA
Molecule: messenger RNA, 1332 nt
Organism: Ilex paraguariensis (yerba mate)
Lineage: Eukaryota; Viridiplantae; Streptophyta; Magnoliopsida; Aquifoliales; Aquifoliaceae
Source: the annotation of a GenBank genome assembly